Wasmannia auropunctata (little fire ant) is the source of this 2125-nucleotide messenger RNA. It is a transcript of the gene Fic, whose product is annotated as adenosine monophosphate-protein transferase FICD homolog. Gene Ontology annotation, molecular function: protein binding. The record is from RefSeq and is a predicted model, not a curated record. Lineage: Eukaryota; Metazoa; Arthropoda; Insecta; Hymenoptera; Formicidae. The transcript is spliced from 4 exons. The coding region runs from base 158 to 1594 and encodes 478 amino acids.
UGGCGCUGUUGACGGCGAGGGAGACGAGCGCGACACCGCGGCGUUGCGUCACAUGGGUGCACGACGUGCGCGUAUGUAACGAGCGGAUGACACGGUUGACAAGCAUGUCACGCUUUGCCGUCCGGAGCGAGAACGUCGAGAGUCGUCGCGAGGGAAGAUGCUGCCGGCGUCCUUUCACAAUUAUUACGCACAUGAUAGCAAGACCUCUCACGUGAAGGCGAAGGAUGUCGCCACGGAUGACUCCACCGACGAUAUGACACCGAAACUGCUUAUCGCCCUCGUGUUCGUUUUUGGGAUCGUCAUAACUGUCAUCAGUAUGUUGCUGUCGAAAUACAUGAAUGUGUGGUUCGUCGAUUCUACGGAGGAGGAAUUUCUCAAUGGCCGUUCCAUAUUCGUGCCGCUUUCCUCGGAGGGCGUGUUGAAUGUCUACGAUGAUUACACGUUCACCAUUUCGCAGGCCAACACCGGACUUGAUAAGGUCCAGUCUACCGCGACGACGACGGAGGCCCUGGCAUCUCUGCACCUGGCUCUGGACAUGAAGUUGUCCGGGAAGCAGGAGAAAGCUGUAAAAUUGUUUCAGCACGCGUUAGCAUUGGCACCCUGUCAUCCAGACAUUCUGAAUCAUUAUGGGGAAUUUGUGGAGCACACUCAGAACAAUGUGAUAAAGGCCAAUGAGUUUUACGUACGCGCUUUGACUUAUGGGCCGGAUCACAAGGGUGCUCUGAUAAACAGUCGGAGGACGGCUCGUGUGGUCGAGGAGCACGAUAGGUCAAUGCUCAGACGCAUCGACGAGAAGAGGAACACGCUGUCCAACAUACCCGAUAACAAUGCCGCAUUGAUACGCGCCAAGAAGGAGGCUUACUUCCAACAUAUCUAUCACACAGUCGGGAUCGAGGGUAACACCAUGAAUCUGGCACAGACGAGAGCUAUAGUCGAGACGCGUGUCGCGGUCUCCGGGAAGAGUAUCGACGAGCACAAUGAAAUUAUUGGAUUAGAUGCUGCCAUGAAGUAUAUCAAUGCGACCUUGGUCAAUAGGGUAGGGUCCAUUUCUAUGAAGGAUAUACUAGAGAUACACAGGCGUGUGCUGGGACAUGUAGAUCCCGUCGAAGGCGGUCAGUUUCGAAGGACUCAGGUGUACGUUGGCGGCCACAUACCUCCCGGUCCCAGUAAUAUACACUUUCUGAUGGAUCAGUUUGUAACAUGGUUAAACAGCGAACAAGCCAUCAGGAUGCAUCCCGUGAGGUAUGCAGCUCUGACACAUUAUAAACUGGUCCACAUACAUCCGUUCACCGAUGGAAACGGCAGAACGUCCCGCCUGCUCAUGAACAUGAUUCUCAUGCAAGCCGGGUAUCCGCCUGUCAUUAUCCACAAGCAGCAUCGCCAUAAGUAUUACGAGUACCUACAGCUAGCCAAUGCCGGAGAUGUUCGACCGUUCGUGAGAUUCAUAGCGGAGUGCACAGAGCAGACGUUGGAUUUAUUCCUAUGGGCGACCAGCGAAUUUUCUCGAGAAGUUCCUGCACUGAGUCAAGAGACGUUGUUAGAAAGGCACAACACGAUAAUUCUAGAGGAUAAUGAAAUGUUAGAAAAUGAUUGAUAAAUCAAGUUAGCGUGUCUGAAGUAUUUUUGAGACCAAAGAACGUUAACGUUAUUUAUACUCAAUAUCAUUAUUUAUUGACAAUUUCAAUUUUUAAAGGAAAGUUGAACUAAGCUUAUGUAUAAUAACAUACAUCACAUGAAGAUUAUCAAAUGACAUCAACAAUCGCUCGAGCGAAAUUAACCUUGUAUCCAGAAAUCCUAGAAAUCGCUCCGAGAUCUCGAAUAAACAAAAAAUUAACAAAUCAUGUUUGAAUUCGGCCAGUUGGCAAAAUGUGGUUAGUGAAUUCUCUCUCUGUCCGAGAUCUCGGAGCGAUUUCUAGCAUUGUGGACACAAGGCUUUAAACCUGCAGAAGAAGAAGAGACACACUCUACUCUGUGCCCGCAUUGACGUGUGAUCUAAAUGUAUUGUUAUUUACGAGCUGUCAAUUUUAUCAUGUUUCCAUGUAAAUACGAAUCUCUUCCAUUCUCUAAUCUGUACAGAAUGAAUUAAUUUAUAUUUAUAGUGUAAAUAAAUGUGUGAUAGCAAAAA